Aspergillus piperis CBS 112811 is the source of this 410-nucleotide messenger RNA. RefSeq lists its product as uncharacterized. The coding region runs from base 90 to 299 and encodes 69 amino acids. NCBI's taxonomy places the organism in Eukaryota, Fungi, Ascomycota, Eurotiomycetes, Eurotiales, Aspergillaceae. The record is from RefSeq and is a predicted model, not a curated record. The transcript has a single exon.
UUACGUAUACGAGCCCGGAUGGUCUAGUGGUAAGCAGCCCUCAAGUCAAUGGUCUGUCUUGGCUUUCAGUGUCUAACUAAAUAAUAGGUAUGAUUCUCGCUUUGGGUGCGAGAGGCCCCGCGUUCGAAUCGCGGUUCGGGCCCAUCUUCUUUUUUUGUUUUUCAUCAUCCUUCCUCCCCAUCUACAUCAUAUCCAUUUCCAUAUUCUUUGUUCCACGAAAACCCUCUUUUCAUUGUUUUUUAUCCCCUCUCUUCCUCUCCCCAUACUUUUAUCUGAAUAUCACACAUUCCCCCUUCUGACCCAUUGGCACUUCUGUCUUACACAGAGACGAUGUGCAUUCUCAAUGAUCUUUUGAACACCAGCCCGAUCUCCUCAAAGAGAACUAAUGGAUGUCAAGACGCGCUUACUUU